AUGUCAGUCGUUGUCGUAGUCGCUGGUGGCUCGAGUGGUCUGGGCCGCGCAAUCGUCGAUGCCUUAAUGGAGGACGGCCGGUUUGAAGUCUUAAUCUUCUCACGUACUGGAAAUUCCCAGAUUGAGAAGGAAUCCGGCGCUCGUGUCCUAGCAGUGGACUACUCAAAUGUGGACGCCCUCACAACGAUCCUCGAAACUAAUAAUGUCGAAGUGCUUAUCACAACCGCAAACACAAUGCAUGAUCCAACCCCGGAGCUUAACAUGAUCGCAGCAGCUGCACGAUCGCACUCUACGAAACGGUUCAUCCCUAACACUUGGAGCGCGCUGGAAUUCAAGGACGAACCUCGAUUCAAGAACUUUCCUCUGGCACAGGGCAGACUUGAAGCGAUGGCGCAGCUGCAGCAAACCGGCCUCGAGUGGACAGCCAUCUACCCCGGCCUGUUUAUGGAAUACGUCACCGAAGGCCUGCCCUCCACUCUCACCAUUAACACCAUGAUGUUCGACGUCAAGCACAACGCUGCAGCCCUCCCGAACAAUGGCGAGGCCAAGAUUACGCUAACGUACUCCCGCGACAUCGCGAAGUACAUUCCCAAGCUCUUGAUGCUGGAGAAGUGGGAGCCCGCGUACUUCAUCAUUGGCGAUGUGAAGUCUUGGAACGAGGUUGUUGCUGCGGCUGAGAAGGGAAAAGGUGUGAAAUUCAACGUCACGUAUGACUCGUUGGAGCAGUUGAGGGUAGGGAAGGUGACGGAGUUGCCUGGGCAUGCGCGGAUGUAUGAGCGAUUUGGUGGGAGGGAGAGAGCGUUGCCGGUUGUGCAGGGGCUGUUUGCGCAGUAUGGACUUUGGAUGGAUGAAGGGUUAUUUACGUAUCAGGAUGGGGCAAAGUUGAAUGAUUUGUUCCCUGAGGUUGAGACUUUGGGUUUGGAGGAGGCGUGGAAGGUGGCGGGUGGGAAGGCUUAA
This is a messenger RNA of Paraphaeosphaeria sporulosa, 957 nucleotides long. Its product is annotated as NAD(P)-binding protein. The record is from RefSeq and is a predicted model, not a curated record. The transcript has 3 exons. Bases 1 to 957 code for a protein of 318 amino acids. NCBI's taxonomy places the organism in Eukaryota, Fungi, Ascomycota, Dothideomycetes, Pleosporales, Didymosphaeriaceae.